Micropterus dolomieu (smallmouth bass) is the source of this 4391-nucleotide messenger RNA. It is a transcript of the gene glb1l, whose product is annotated as galactosidase, beta 1-like. The transcript has 16 exons. Gene Ontology annotation, biological process: carbohydrate metabolic process. Lineage: Eukaryota; Metazoa; Chordata; Actinopteri; Centrarchiformes; Centrarchidae. Gene Ontology annotation, cellular component: vacuole. Bases 164 to 2092 code for a protein of 642 amino acids. Gene Ontology annotation, molecular function: beta-galactosidase activity. The record is from RefSeq and is a predicted model, not a curated record.
CUAUGGGUCUGACAUGCCUGGCAGGUCGUCGACGGUAAUGUUGUUUCCCCAGCUGAUCGGAAGGGAGAGCAUAGCUGUGGUAACAGAUAUGAAAUCUUAAUAGCAUAAUACAAAUUAGUGAUGAAGUCGUUGUAGGUCCAGUCCUCGCAGGAAGGCAGCGGGCAUGGCUGCUGGUGUCUUACUCUUUGUUGCAGUGAACCUUGCUUGUUUGGCUGUCAUUGGAAACUUGGUCUCCGGAGAGAGAUCAUUCUCUAUAGACUACAAAAACAACUGUUUCCGCAAAAAUGGGAAGCCUUUUCAGUACAUCUCAGGCAGUAUUCACUACUCCAGAAUCCCACGGUACUACUGGAAGGACCGGCUUGUAAAGAUGUACAUGACUGGACUCAAUGCUAUCCAAGUAUAUGUGCCCUGGAACUUCCAUGAAACAGUAGAGGGGGUUCACAACUUCACAGGCGACCGAGAUCUGGAGCAUUUUUUGGAUCUGGCUAAUCAGACAGGUCUUCUGGUCAUCCUGCGUCCGGGACCGUACAUCUGUGCAGAAUGGGAAAUGGGCGGCUUACCUGCGUGGCUACUUCAGAAACCAAACAUGCUACUUCGCUCAGCGGACACAGAUUAUGUCCAGGCAGUCAGCAACUGGUUUGCCGUUCUUCUCCCCAAAAUUAAGCCAUGGCUGUAUAUCAACGGGGGCAACAUCAUUACUGUCCAGGUAGAGAAUGAAUAUGGAAGUUACUACGCUUGUGACUACAACUACAUGCGUCACCUGCGGACUUUGUUGCGCUUCUUUCUGGGUGAAAACAUUGUCCUGUUCACCACUGACGGAAACACAGACAAGGAAAUGGCAUGCGGGACUCUGGAGGGAUUAUAUGCCACAAUAGACUUUGGCACAGACACCAACAUAACAGAAGCCUUCAAAAGGCAAAGAAGGUUUGAACCUCGAGGGCCCCUGGUGAAUUCAGAAUUCUACACUGGCUGGUUGGACCACUGGCAAGAUCAGCAUGCUGUAGUUGAUGCUCAGAAGGUCAGCAGAGUGCUAGGAGAAAUGCUAACCAUGGGGGCCAACGUCAACAUGUACAUGUUUGAGGGAGGCACUAACUUUGGCUACUGGAAUGGUGCUGAUCAUGACACAAGGUUCCGCUCCGUAGUGACUAGUUAUGAUUAUGAUGCCCCGCUGUCUGAGGCAGGAGACCCCACAGAGAAGCUGUUUGCCAUCAGAGAUGUCAUUAAGCAGUUUAGAAAUAUUCCCUCGGGCCCCAUGCCACCUGCAACUCCCAAGUUUGCCUAUGGCUUUGUGACCAUGAAAAAGGUUGGCAACAUCAGUGGUUUGUUGAACACCCUCUCACCCGUUGGGCCAGUGAAAUCCCAGUAUCCUCUGACGUUUGAAGAGAUGAAACAGUUCUAUGGAUACAUGCUUUAUCGGACCACGCUGCCCAGGGACCUCUCAGGGCCCACGCCACUUAUCUCUCCACUGAAUGGGGUUCAUGACCGUGCAUAUGUGUCCGUCAAUGGGAGUAUGCAUCUAUGUGGACAGGUUUUCCAGGGCCUGUUGGAGAGAGACACUAUGCUGGUGAUGAACGUCACUGGACAGCAGGGGGAAAUUGUGGACAUCCUCGUUGAGAACAUGGGCAGGGUGAAUUUUGGCAGCAAGAUUAGUGACAGCAAGGGUCUGCUGAGCAAUCUGAUCCUGGGUAAAGAUGUACUGACUGACUGGAAGAUCUACCCUUUGGAUAUUGAUGGAGCCAUCGCUGGUGGAUGGCCUCAUUCAAACAGUAAAAAGUCCUCCCCCUCUCCUCAGAAAGAACCUUUAGUUGGGCCAGUCUUCUACAUGGGGACCUUAGAGCCCAACGGUCUCGCUUGGGACACCUUUCUCAAGCUCAAUGAAUGGACAAAGGGUCAAGUUUGGAUUAAUGGCAUGAAUCUGGGACGAUACUGGCCAGCCAAGGGCCCUCAACAGACUCUUUACAUCCCAGGACCCUUGCUCAGCACGACCCUGCCCAACAACAUCACGGUGCUGGAACUGGAAGGGGCCCCACCACACCUUCGGGUUCUCUUCAUGGACCGGCCUCAGCUCAAUGCCACUGCUGACAAGUCUUAACAGAGCGCACAGAGCUUUAGCAUAUUUUACAACAUUCGGUUGUAGGAAUACUACAUCCCAAUAUCAGUUUAAAUCACUCUGUACAUGAGGAACAAUCUACAUCAUUUCUGUGUCAUUAUUCUUAGUCACUUCAGAUUUCAGUUUCUUUGUAGCCAAUUCUUUAAACCUUUUGACACAGCAGCUUCAGUCAAACAGUGCUCCAAAAAUGAUUUUGUCUUAACAGUAGAACAUUCACUAAAAAGAAAUUAUACAAAUUAUACACAAGUUGUAUUAGUUUUUUUAUUGCGUUUGCUUUUUUACCUUUUCCGUAACUGCAGAUACUGUGAAUAAAUGAUACAUUUAUUAAACAUUAUUAUUAAAAUGUUUUAAUACUGUAUAUGCAUCCAGUUGUCUAAGAUAAUCUGCUAUAUUAAAAUUAUAUUUAAAAUGUAUGUUGAAAAUGAAACUAGCACAUUGGCAAAAGACAACCAUAUUAGACUUCCAUCUACCCAUCUAGGCCGCAUAAAUUGACUUUUAGUUCUUAUGAGGUAGCUUCCUUUCAAGUGACAUUUUCCACAUGUGCAUUAGGUCUUGUCUGGAAGAGUAGUGGCUUUUCGAUGUGCUUGGACACAGCGAGGGGUGCAGAAUGAAUACUCCAGGUACUGAAAUGGGAUCUUCCCAAGCAGAGACUCUCCACACAGCCAGCACCUCCUAUUGUCAAACAUGAACCCCCACACAUUUGAGUAACAAACCAUUUACAUUAUCGCAUUAUGACGACGCUCAAUGAGAGGAAGGCUCUUGGGGGACUUACUUGAGAUUAGAGAGGCUGAUUCCUGUUGCAGCUACUUGCUCCGCUAAUCUCCUCUCUGCUGCCAGAGCUCUCUAUAGUCAAAAAGGAAGCUGUUAAAAUUUUCAGUGUUUGAAAAAAUAACUUGAAUAUCAGAGAGUAAUCUCACCUUUUCACGAUCAUUCAGAGAUGCGAACCUCUUCUUUUCCUCUGCCUCCAGCUCUUGUUUUCUCUUUUCCUCCCUCUGCUCUUUUUCACGCUGUCUUCUCAAUGCCUUUUGUGUCUUUUUCUUUUCCGUCUGUUUGGAUUCAAUCUCUGCUGUUAGUGGCCCGGGGACCUUGAGUUGCGAAAGAGGGAAAAAUAUAAGUGCUUGAUUGUACUGGGAUGCAUAAGUUGCACUUAAGAUGCACAAGUUAGACUAUACCUGCGCCUUGCUGUAGUCAUAUUUGUCAGGAUUCUCACCCAUGUAUUUACGAAAGACAUUCCUUGUGUCUUUGUCAGGGGCGAUAAUAUACGGAGUCUGCUUUCUGUUAUCCCUGUAAAGGAAUAUUGCAGAAAUAAUGUUCAAGUCUGGGCAUUCAACUGCUGCAUACAACUUGACUCCAUUUUUCAUACCUGCAGGCUGGGUCUGCUCCUGCAUCCAGGAGCAGCCUGACCACUGCCUUUUGUGCAGCUGCUGAGGCAACAUGCAGCAAAGUGAACCCUGAUGAGUCUAUGGGCUUAUUAAGGAGAGUUAGAGGACUUAAGACAUCAGUAGGGUUGCUCUCCGACCGCUCACGACUCUCUGCUGUUUCUCCAGGUAGCUGGAGGAGUCUGCAUAGAGCGUCCACAUCCCCAACCUUACAGGCUGUAAACAGGGCGUCCCUCUGGCCAUACUCCCAUGAUUCAUCAACAAUUUCUAUGGACAGAGAAAGCUAAAUAAUAAGUAUCUUGAACUUUAUAUAUUAAAUAGGUGACAAGUUGCAAGAUUGAGAAACAUCUGCAAUAUAAAUGUACAGCAGUAAGAGGCCCUCACUCACCUUCCAGUUGUUUUUUACUCUGUGCUUUCCUCUUCCUCUUGUUCUUUGAUUGCGUCUCUUGAGGGGCGUCUCCUGCUACUGUAGCCUCUGGCACCUCCUCUUCCUGAUUGUCUGCUUCUGUGUUACUCAAUUCUGUCACACAAGGAUAUGAAAUUUCAUGAACCUUGCAGAACUUUGGUGUGAUAAAUGAGCAUUCACUGAGUUUCUGUAAUGUAGCUAUAGCCACCUAUGUGAUGACACAGUGGACGGGGCCUAUUUUCAUUUUGCAUUUUGGUUUCCUCAUUUCUCCUCCUCCUCCUCCUUCUGUGCAUGGAGGGAAAUAUUUCAGACUCCCUGAGGUCCAGAGUUCCUAUUGUCAUCUCCACCAUCUCCAGCUGAAUCUCCCCACCUUCUUCUUUGUCUGAGCUAUCGUGGUUUUCUUCUGCUGCCAAAAAAGGAAGUGUACUGUAAUACCAAAUUUUACAGUAAAUAACUUUGUGUUGAAACAGCAAUAAUUAAAUUAAACAAAAAGCAA